This is a messenger RNA of Fraxinus pennsylvanica, 765 nucleotides long. NCBI's taxonomy places the organism in Eukaryota, Viridiplantae, Streptophyta, Magnoliopsida, Lamiales, Oleaceae. The record is from the annotation of a GenBank genome assembly.
AUGGCAGCGGACUACCAAAGAAUUCAUCCGGUGGUGGUCGUUCCAGAAGCUCCACCUAGGACGCCUCCAGGUUCUAUUCUUCGAUCAAACAAAGUUGAGCCCGGGGGACAGGCGCAGCAUCAAAUUCCAUUGAGACGCAACGUCACCUUUUCUGUCGCACCACCACCACCACCUAUAAAGAAGAGAAGUUGUUUGUGCAAAUGCAUCUGCUGGACAAUUAGUUUACUCAUCCUCCUACUCUUCAUUCUUGGAGCUACUAUUGGCAUUCUUUACCUUGUAUUUCAACCCAAGCUUCCCAAAUACUCGGUGGACAAUCUCAGGAUAACGGAUUUGACACUCAAUUUCGACUUGAGCCUCUACGUGAGGUUCAACGUGCAGAUCACUGCCUAUAACCCGAAUAAGAAUAUCGGAAUAUAUUACGAGAAAGGGAGCCAUUUGAGUGUCUGGUACAAGGACACAAACCUGUGCCAAGGAUCAAUUCCCAGAUUCCACCAAGGGUACCAGAAUAAGACAGUGCUGAAUGUAGUCUUGAGUGGCCAAAAUCAAUAUGGGAGGACUCUCCUGGAGGCAUUGCAGGAGCAGCAACAGACUGGAAGAAUUCCACUGGAUCUCAAGAUUAACGAGCCAGUCAGCAUCAAACUUAAGACGCUGAAACUGAUGAAGGUUAAGAUCGUUGGCACCUGCAAGUUGAUCGUUGAUAGCCUAUCGACUAGUAGUAUAAUUAGCAUCAAAGCCAGUACCUGUAAUUUUGGAAUCAAGCUCUGA